Phaedon cochleariae (mustard beetle) is the source of this 696-nucleotide messenger RNA. Lineage: Eukaryota; Metazoa; Arthropoda; Insecta; Coleoptera; Chrysomelidae. The record is from the annotation of a GenBank genome assembly.
AUGAAGCUGAUCCUCUAUUCUGUGUCUGAUGGUCCCCCAUCUUUGGCUGUCCAACAGGCUUUGGCUUAUUUGGAUUUGGACUACGAUUUGGUGAACGUAGAUUUUGGUGCAGGAGAUCACAUGACGGCGGAAUUUGAGAAGAAAAAUCCACAGAAGGAAAUUCCUGUUCUUGAUGAUGAUGGCUUUCUUCUAGGAGAGAGUAAUGCAAUUCUACAAUAUCUUGCUGAGAAAUAUGGAAAGGAUGGAACAUUGUAUCCAUCAGAUCCGAAAUCCAGAGCAGUGAUCAAUCACAGAUUAUGUUUCAACUUAUCAACUUACUACAGAUACAUAUCAGAAUAUAGCAUGGCACCAAUAUUUUUUGAUUAUCAAAGAACACCAUUAGCUUUGAAGAAAGUGAAGAUAGCGCUGGACAAUUACAAUACGUAUUUGAAGAGACUGGGAUCCAAAUAUGCAGCUGGAGACAACGUGACAAUUGCCGACUUCCAGCUGAUAACAGCAACGAUGUGCCUUGAAGCUAUCAACUUCGAUAUCAAAUCGUGGCCACUCGUGGACAAGUGGUAUAGAACAUACAAAUCAGAAAAUCCAAAAUUAUGGAAAAUUGUUGAAGGGGGCAUGAAAGAAAUCGCAGAAUUUGAGAAAAAUCCGCCAGAUUUGAGUCACAUGGACCAUCCCAUCCAUCCAGUGAGAAGGAAAUAG